This is a messenger RNA of Huiozyma naganishii CBS 8797, 1095 nucleotides long. It is a transcript of the gene YIM1, whose product is annotated as Yim1p. Bases 1 to 1095 code for a protein of 364 amino acids. The transcript has a single exon. NCBI's taxonomy places the organism in Eukaryota, Fungi, Ascomycota, Saccharomycetes, Saccharomycetales, Saccharomycetaceae. The record is from RefSeq and is a predicted model, not a curated record. Gene Ontology annotation, cellular component: mitochondrion.
AUGUCCGCCACUGUGACACAGAAGUCAGUCACCUUCGUAAACAACUCAACCCCAGCUGCUAUCACCACGCGGGAGCUCAACCUGGACACCUGCUACUCAGACACAGAGCUUGUCGUGAAAGUCCACUCCGUCGCCCUCAACCCAAUCGAUUUCUUCGUCCACGACUUCUGUAGUCCCUGGGUCUCAGGGUCAGGGUUGGAGACUUACUCGAGGGAUUUUUCAGGGGAAGUGGUAAGGAAGGGUGCCAAAGUAAACCCAAAAUGGAACGUGGGGGACCACAUUAACGGGAACUACCAGCAUCUACUCGGCGAAAGGGGUGCCAUGACGAAUUACCUGAUCUUGAACCCGCAGAAACAACUCUCGCUGUCACACAUGCAACACUUCAAAGAUAACAUAGGGGAAUGGACCCAGUGGGACUUGUGUGCAUCGUACCCGCUCGUGUUUGGGACCGCGUACGCGGUGCUCUUCCACAAGAAGCAGGCAUGGACACCGGAAUCCCGGAUCCUCGUGAACGGCGCCUCCACUGCCGUGUCCCAGUGUCUGAUCCAGAUCUGCAAGAGCAGACUAGGGAUCCGCAGUGUGGUGGGGACUUGUUCGUCCAGUUCCGUCGAGUACAACAAGAAAGCCGGGUUCGACGUGCUGAUCCCGUACGACCAGCCGGGGAAGAUGGACAAGAUCCGCGAGUACGUCAAGGAGCACGGCAAGUUCGACCUCAUCUUCGACUCCGUGGGCACCUCGGAGUACUACCCAGUGAUCCAAGAGCUGUUGAAACCCAUCGGUGAACACUCGUACUACAACACGAUCGCGGGGGACGGGAAAUUGAAGUACCAGCGCAGCGAACAGCACUACAAGGAUAUCAUCCCUUACAAAGAUGCGAUCCGUAUCUUCAACCCAUGGAGGAAAUUCAACUUCUCUCACUCGUUUUGCGCGAACGAGUCUGGGGCCAUGGAAUUGGCAAGCAUCAUGAUCCAGAAGGGACAAUUCACUCCCGUGAUCGAUUCUGCGUUCUCUUUCAAAGACUUCCAGAAAGCUAUCGACCGUCUCAAGACCAACAAGGCCAAGGGUAAGGUCCUUGUGAGAGUGUGCGAGGAUUAG